CAAUUGAAACGAUCGAAAUAUUUUGAUUUGUAAUCAUUCUAAUCGUACAUUUUCAAAAUCAACAUCCACGGCAUCUACAUCGACGAUAUCAACCUCAAGAGAAUUGCAUAAAAAAAUACUAACGUUUAUUUAAGAAUUUCCUAUUCUGGUGAAUAUUCGUACAGAAAAUAUUUGAGGUCGGUCAUUUACUAGUUCCGAAAACAAGCAACUAAAUACAAAUUGAAGAUGGCUUCAAAAAUCGACUACAAGAAAAAACUAAUGGAGUAUAGAAAAUCGAUUGGAACCAGCACUACUAAAACGGUGGCAUUUAGAGAGCAAAGUUCACAACCAGAUGAAGAUCACCAAUUUCACUAUACACAUCAACUGUUGCUGCCAACGCAGCGACAUCACCAACAACAGUUAGCAUCUCCUGAUAUAGAGUCUGUUGAUGAAAUUAGAAGAAGUGCUCCAAGAGAAUCAGCUAGUUUUAAAACGCCAUCGCCACAGCCGCAGUCAGAUAUAUUGCCAACACCUGGAUAUGUAAGAGAAAGCAGUUUUCUGUUUGAUCCCAUCGGCCGGUACACUAAUUGGAAUAGUCAUCAUGCCUUAUUGGCCUCACAGCCCUGGUGUUGUAUUGGAGAUUUAAUGGAUUUUUGUGAUAAAUAUGAAUUCAAGGCCAUCAGUGUGUCCGAUGUACAAUCACAUGCCAAUAUCGUUAGAGAAGUUCGUGCUCUACUUAGUGGGAAGGCACCAUUCGAUAUGCGUCGACGUUUUCCAGGCAACAUUCGCAACGAAAAAAAUCUAUUGGUGUGUAUCGGUCGUUGUCCCAGUGUCGAAUAUCACUUGGAGAGAAUACUGACCGCAUUUCGACGGCCAUUGAAUAAACUUUCUACGGAGAAACAAAAUAUUGCCAAACAAAAUUUCCACUUAGCCAUACGGGAGUUACACCUAGAUAUAUUGGCGCGUAUAUCCGAAAUUCGCCUGUACGAUCGAAUGGUAUUUGAAAAGGAAUUCCAUUUAAAGUGGCAAGACACUUUGGAAUAAAUAAUAUAAUUUUUUAACUCUGCCCAAUAAGCAUUUUUACUGGAAUUCAAGUUGAAAGCAAGUGUAAUUCAAGCCUUGAAUUAUAGUCAAGCAAUUGAAUUACAGUUGUAUUACACUUUAUUUCAAUAGCAUUCUCCAGUAAAAACGGAAACAUAAAAUCAAGCCACAUGUUUUUUGUUUGAAAAAUAAAUAAAUUUUCAAAUAUUUUUCAUGUUUAAAGUAUAAUUACAUUUGCAUUCAAGUCGAAUUCCAACAAAAUGUUCAAGUGCUUGAAUUUUUGGGGCUUUGGUGCUUACUGGGUGAAAACUAAAUUUAUUUACAUACAUACAUAUAUU
Calliphora vicina (urban bluebottle blowfly) is the source of this 1358-nucleotide messenger RNA. RefSeq lists its product as uncharacterized. Gene Ontology annotation, molecular function: structural molecule activity. NCBI's taxonomy places the organism in Eukaryota, Metazoa, Arthropoda, Insecta, Diptera, Calliphoridae. The record is from RefSeq and is a predicted model, not a curated record. The transcript has a single exon. The coding region runs from base 226 to 1023 and encodes 265 amino acids.